GUUCGACGUGUGGAUCUUAACGACGACGUGCAAGAAAUCCCCAAAGAAAAUGUUCAGCACGCUGGACUUGUACUAAGCUAUCUCCGGUCUCUGGCCCGAGAUCGAAUCCAUCUUCUUGAACGAAUCAACCUCCAAAUCCAUAUGAAACAAGGAAUUUAAAGACGACCCACGAUUUCCAUUACCGAAUUUAGUAACCUUGUCUCUCAACUUCGCCUACCCAUCUUCGUCCGAGUCCUUCGAAACCACUCUAAGUUCUGAAGCUCACCGAAUUUCCUCCAAAUAUAAUUCACAACCUCCUCUGGCUCCAACUCUUCGAUUCCCUCAACCUGCUCGGUCUCUUCCUUCUUGGGGUUCGACUUCAGAAGCCCCUUCUUCAAGAACUCCUUGGCUGCAAGGAGUGUGUGUUUGGGUUUAUAUGUGGGUGUCUGAGAGAGAGGAGAGAGAGAGAGAGUGUGGAAGCCAUGGAAAUGCAGCACGUUGAAGGGAAGCUUUCUAUGCAGACUACACCCAGAGAAGAAGGUCCACAUGCAUCUAAGGAAUCUAAACGAGGAGGGUGGAUUACCUUCCCCUUCAUUACAGGAAGCGUGUUGGGUCUGUCCAUAGCAGCCGGUGGGUGGUCGGCGAAUCUGAUAGUAUUUCUAAUGACAGAGUUUAACGUGAAAAGCAUAGCUGCUACAAAAAUAUACAACGUUGUACUCGCUUGCAGCAGUCUCUUUCCUAUCGCCGGUGCAAUCAGUGCCGACUCUUUCUUCGGCUCCUUCCCUGUUGUUUCCACCUUUGCCUUUGUUUCCUUACUGGGUAUGAUCAUGAUGACCCUAACGGCUACAAUACAUUCCUUGAGGCCACCACAAUGUGCAAUUGGCUCACUCACGUGUGAAACCCCGUCAAAUCUUCAAUAUGCAGUCCUCUAUAUAAACUUAACGCUGGCUUCACUAGGGCUUGGAGGCACGCGCUUCACAAUUGCGACGAUGGGAGCCGAACAAUUUGACAAAACCAAAGACCAGGGCACUUUCUUUAGCUGGUAUUACUUCACCUUGUACAUUGCUAAUGUCGUCAGCUUCACCGCCAUCAUAUAUGUUCAAGACAACGUAGGCUGGGGGUUAGGGUUUGGAAUAUGUGCCAUUGCAAAUGCCAUCGGCUUAGCCGUGCUUGUAUUGGGGAAGCAAUUCUUUCUCCGAGUUAAGCCAAAGGGAAGCCCUUUCACGAGCAUAGCUCGUGUCAUGGUUGCAGCAAUUAAGAAGAGGAAAAUUUUGACAGCUUCUGGAAGCCAUGAUUAUUAUUUUGGCACCACCGGGAUGUUAAAAAUGGAAGACCGUUCGCCAACUAAAAGUUUCAGAUUCUUGAAUCAUGCAGCACUGAAAACUGAAGGUGACCGGCAACUAGACGGCUCGUAUGCAAGAUCAUGGAGGCUAUGUGCCGUGGAAGAAGUGGAAGACCUCAAAAAACUAAUCAGAAUCCUUCCAAUAUGGUCUACUGGCAUUUGCUUGAGCACUACAAUAGGUAUUUUCAACAGCCUCACAAUCCUCCAAGCCCUAACAAUGGACCGCCACCUCGGCCCCCACUUCAAAAUCCCAGCUUCCUCCUUCCUAGUAUUCAACCUCUUAGCUACAACCAUCUCAAUCUUCACCAUCGACAAUUUCCUCCUCCAUACAUGGCAAAAUCUGACCCGCAAACAUUUGACACCCCUCCAGCGUAUCGGAAUUGGCCACUUCAUCAACAUCCUUGGCAUGGUGGGGUCCGCCCUAAUCGAAACUAGACGACUCCACGUGGUCCGAACCCAUCAACUCAUGGGUCAGCCGAGCGGCUUGGUUGUGCCCAUGUCAGCUUUGUGGCUCGUGCUGCCGCUAGCCGUUGUGGGCAUUGGUGAGGGAUUCCAUUUUCCAGGAACAGUUGCACUGUAUUAUCAAGAGUUUCCAAAGUCGCUAAAAAGCACGUCCACGGCGAUAGUGUCGUUGUUGAUCGGAAUUGGGCUUUAUCUAAGCACAGCGAUCACUGAUUUGAUAGAUAGAACGACGGGAUGGUUGCCAGACAAUAUCAACGAUGGGAGAGUGGAUAAUGUGCUUUGGGUGGUGGUAGUGAUAGGAGCUUUGAAUUUUGGGUACUUUUUAGGUUGUGCCAAGAUGUUCAAGUACCAACAUGUUGAGGACCAUGAUGAUGGCAUUGAUGGGCCUUCGGGGCUGGCUCACUGAGAUCAGGCUUUUAUAAGUUGGUUAAUCUAGGUGGGAGUCCAAUCAGGAGGUUUCUUAUCAAUUUGAUAAUAA
Alnus glutinosa is the source of this 2261-nucleotide messenger RNA. Its product is annotated as protein NRT1/ PTR FAMILY 2.7-like. The transcript has 5 exons. Gene Ontology annotation, molecular function: transmembrane transporter activity. The coding region runs from base 462 to 2189 and encodes 575 amino acids. Gene Ontology annotation, biological process: transmembrane transport. NCBI's taxonomy places the organism in Eukaryota, Viridiplantae, Streptophyta, Magnoliopsida, Fagales, Betulaceae. Gene Ontology annotation, cellular component: plasma membrane. The record is from RefSeq and is a predicted model, not a curated record.